AUGUCGUCGGCGAUGGUUCUUUUCCACAUCGACUUGGGUGUUGUCGACGAUCGUCAAAUUACGCACAUGGGGAUGGGAACCAGCUCCCGUCGCGAGCUGCGGUGGCGUCGAUCGACCAUGGCGAAACCUGCGGCGGCGCCACCGCCGCCGGCUGUCGCCAUCGGUGGAAUGCGCUACAACAACGAGCGAGAUUCAUCAGAAUCGAAUUGGAAAGUAGGUCCAUUUGGAAAAGCAGUCCAAAUCUCCUCUGUCUCGGAAUCAAGGAACGGUUCAUUGGAAACUCAUCGAUGCGUCUCAGGAGCGAAAGUUCCAGUGGAUAAUCGUCCAUCCCCACGGCGCUUCUCCAAUCCAUCCGAUGGCAUGUCGGCACUGACAACAUCGUUCACGGCCGCAAUUGCAGCCAAUGCGAACAAUGCACGACAUGAACGCUAUGCGGCUCAUAUACCGGUGAACAAAGGCGAUAGCGGCAGCGGACGUCAAAGUACUGUCAGUCAGGACAGUCAACAGAGGUUGGUCAUAGCUUUUUAUGAAGUAGAAGUGGUUAACAUUGAAUCAUUUUGGCGCAAUUAUCAGUUGGACUCCUACCACUUACCUGCGCAACUAAAGCGCCUUCAGCUCCGAUCUCAGGUCUCGCCGAGUAGCGAGACGUUUGCUGUCGUAAUUCGCGAUCUGAACUAUCAGUUGGACUCCUACCACUUACCUGCGCAACUAAAGCGCCUUCAGCUCCGAUCUCAGGUCUCGCCGAGUAGCGAGACGUUUGCUGUCGUAAUUCGCGAUCUGAACGUCAUUUGGGCCAUGAGCAAGCACGAG
Ostertagia ostertagi is the source of this 810-nucleotide messenger RNA. Lineage: Eukaryota; Metazoa; Nematoda; Chromadorea; Rhabditida; Trichostrongylidae. The record is from the annotation of a GenBank genome assembly.